AUGGUAAUUGGCGACUUUCUGAUUUUAUGUGUGCUUAGCUUCUCCCUGUACCGCGUGUACGUGCUGAAUCGGAACAACUCCUAUCAAACUCAUCUUUGCCACUUGGUGAGCUUUCCACCGGCAAUCAUUGCGAACGAGUUUGACUUCCAGGACAUGAAUGCGAACCGCAGAGUGGAAAGGAAGGAUUUGGAUGCGUACCGUGAGGCCGUUGUGUCGUGCAAGGGCGCCGGUAGGCCCAUCGAAUCCAUCAUCUUCAACUACUAG
This is a messenger RNA of Leishmania braziliensis MHOM/BR/75/M2904, 264 nucleotides long. RefSeq lists its product as hypothetical. The record is from RefSeq and is a predicted model, not a curated record. The transcript has a single exon. NCBI's taxonomy places the organism in Eukaryota, Euglenozoa, Kinetoplastea, Trypanosomatida, Trypanosomatidae. The coding region runs from base 1 to 264 and encodes 87 amino acids.